This is a messenger RNA of Verticillium alfalfae VaMs.102, 1431 nucleotides long. Its product is annotated as phosphoserine phosphatase. Gene Ontology annotation, cellular component: cytoplasm. The transcript is spliced from 2 exons. The record is from RefSeq and is a predicted model, not a curated record. Gene Ontology annotation, molecular function: L-phosphoserine phosphatase activity; magnesium ion binding. Gene Ontology annotation, biological process: dephosphorylation; L-serine biosynthetic process. NCBI's taxonomy places the organism in Eukaryota, Fungi, Ascomycota, Sordariomycetes, Glomerellales, Plectosphaerellaceae. The coding region runs from base 1 to 1431 and encodes 476 amino acids.
AUGGCUGAAAGCACGGCAUCCGCAAGGCGCCUCUCUGCGACCAACUCACCUCGGCCUCAGCUGAACUCUGCCAUGAGGAGCAGCUCGUUCCUGCGCGAGCACCAGCAGUACCGCCCGCCCCACCACCCCGAGGGCCGCUUCGGCAUCGAUACUGUAGUCGAAGACAUGGGCCGCACAUCAGUCUCCCCUUCACGCCAGCUUCAGGCCUUCAAUGGCAUUCCCUCGACCGAGAACCCGCCGACGAUUGUCGAGAGCGGCAUCAACCACGCCUACUCCCACCCCAACUGCACGCCUCUCGCCGGGGCAAACGAGCCGCGCCUGUCAGCCGCCAACUCGGGCGCCGCCUCCCCUCCCAACGCCGCCUCCUCCGUCGACCCUUCUGCCUCGGACAGCAACAUCCCCGCCAACUCGGCGCCCACGCAGAAUCCUGAUGCCUUCCCUCUGGAGCCCCCGGCCGCCGAGCCUGAGCAGCUUGACCACCUGUAUGGUUCAUACAUCUCGCCCCUCUGCAUCACCUCGUUCCUCCACCUCAUGUCGACGUUCCCCCUUCCCCAGGGCGAGACCGACCUCAACUCAUCCCACCGCUGCCUCGACCGGCAGGACAGCCCACGAGUCGUCGAGCUGACCCUGUCGCCGGCGCCCUCGCCGUCUUUCCUCGGGCUCCGCGACCUCCGCAAGCACGAGCUCAUCUAUCGAUUCGAGCAGGAGUGGGGAGUCGAUGUCGCCCUUCAGCCUGAUACUCUCUGGCGCCGCCACCCGCGUCUCGUAGUUUUCGACAUGGACAGCACCCUCAUUACACAGGAGGUCAUUGACCUUCUCGCCGCCACCAUUACCAACCCCCCCGACCUCGCCGCUCGGGUCGCUGACAUCACCCAUCGCGCUAUGCUCGGUGAGCUCGAAUUCGAUGCUGCCUUCCGUGAGCGUGUCCAGCUGCUCGCUGGUCUGCCCGCCUCCAUCUUUGCCGACCUGCGCAAGGAUCUCGACGUUACAAAUGGCGUCCCCAAACUGAUCAAGGCGCUCAAACGCCUCGGCGUCAAAACGGCCGUCCUCUCUGGCGGUUUCCUCCCCCUGACUAGCUGGUUAGCCGGCGAGCUGGGCAUCGAUCACGCCCACGCCAAUGAAGUUGUCAUUGACGAGGCCACCGGCCGCCUGACGGGCGAGGUCAAGGGCACCAUCGUUGGCAAGGAGCGCAAGCGCGACCUCCUUGUCCAGAUUGCCCAGCAGGAGGGUGUUGAUCUGUCGCAGGUCGUGGCUGUCGGUGAUGGCGCCAAUGAUUUGCUCAUGAUGGAGGCGGCCGGUCUUGGCGUCGCGUGGAAUGCUAAGCCGAGGGUGCAGAUGGAGGCUGACGCCCGUCUGAAUGGCGACAGCCUGCUGGACCUGCUGUACAUGUUUGGCUUCUCAGCUGAGGAAAUAGAGGCGCUUUCUUCAUAG